Eutrema salsugineum is the source of this 786-nucleotide messenger RNA. RefSeq lists its product as uncharacterized. Bases 1 to 786 code for a protein of 261 amino acids. The record is from RefSeq and is a predicted model, not a curated record. Lineage: Eukaryota; Viridiplantae; Streptophyta; Magnoliopsida; Brassicales; Brassicaceae. The transcript has a single exon.
AUGCCAUACUCUGUAGCUAUUAGCCUUGGGAUGACUGACUUCAAGCCAACUAAGAUCUCUUUGAUCCUAGCAGAUCGAUCUAAAAGAAUCCCAAAAGGUGUCUUGGAGGAUGUUUCGAUUAAAGUUAGUGAUUGCAUAAUUCCUACAGAUUUCGUGGUUCUGAAAUAUGGAGAGGAACCCAAAGAUCCUCUUAUCCUGGGAAGAUCGUUUUUAGCUACAGCUGGAGCGGUAAUUGAUGUCAAGCAUGGUAACCUUGAUCUCCACUUGGGAGAUACCAUCAUGACUUUCAAGAUGGAGAAGCUGAAGGAUCCAACCAUAGAUGGUCAGACAUUCCAAGUCAGUGCAAUACCUGAAGUGAUAGUUGGAGAUCAGAACGUGUUUGAUGCUGAGAAGGUGAUAGAUCAACCUGAGUUAACUAAGACGUCUACAGAACCAGUAUUUGCUAUUGAGCAGAAAGCUCAAAACUUCAUGCUCUAUUCAUCUCCACCAAAGCAAAGGUACGCACCUCUUGAGUUUAAUCCUAAUUCUUGUGAUAUCAUCAAAACUGAUUUGAAAGAUGCAGACUCUGUCUCACGACGCAAGCUACGAGAUUAUCGUAGGGCACUUGGUUUUUCGAUUGAUGAUAUUGCAGGGAAUAGGUUGAAGCCACCCAAACACAGAUCUCACCUUGGUGUUAUUCCUACAUUCCUUGGACGACCUCAUGCACACAACGCUUACACACCACCAUGGAUGAGACGACUUUCACAGAGGCACUCUUUGCCACUGUCUGAUCCACCAGAUGCAUAG